AUGUUUUCAUUUGCCUUUAAAAAAAAAGAAAAGGAGGAGGAUCAAUCAGUUGAGAAAAAACCAGAUGAAGAAAACAAAAACGGUGAAGAGGAGAAGAAUGAAAACAAAGGACCUACUGACGAUGAUAAAGGAAAAGAUGAGGCCAAUAAUGAGGAAAAGGUUGUAGAUAACAAAACCAAAAAUAAGCGAACGAGAAAAGCAACGGUUAGGAAAACGAAGAAGGGUAAAAAGGAAGAGGAAGAGGAAAAGGAAGUAAAGGAUGAAAAGGAAGAAAAGGAAGAAAAGGAUGAGAAGGAAGAAAAGGAAGAAAAGGAAGAAAAGGAAGAAAAGGAAGAAAAGGAAGAAAAGGAUGAGAAGGAUGAAAAGGAUGAGAAGGAAGAAAAGGAAGAAAAGGAAGAAAAGGACGAAAAGGACGAAAAGGAUGAGAAGGAUGAGAAGAACGAAAAGGAAGGGGAAGAGGAGAAAGAAAAGAAGGAAGACGAAGAUAAGAAAGGUAAGAAAGGAAAGAAAGAGCCGAAGGGUAAAAAGGUUGUUAAGAGGGGUAAAAAGAUGGCGAGUGAUGAAAAAGAAGAAAAUGAUAAGAAGGACGAAGGUGAUGAUGCUAAUGUGGAGAAUGACCAAGCAGACAAGGGAAAUGAAAACUAUGAAAUGAACAAAGAAUUAAAAGAGGAAGAAGAAUUAAAGGAUAAGGAUGCCAAGGCAAGCGCACUGACACUAGAAAUUUUAGGAGAUAUCCCAGAUGCUGAUUUAAAACCCCCUGAAAAUAUUCUCUUCGUUUGUAAAUUAAAUCCAGUAACAGAAGAAGAAGAUUUAAAAACAAUUUUUGCAAGAUUCGGGCCUAUAAUAUCCUGUAACAUUGUUAAAGAUAAGAUUACGAACAAUUCGCUUCAGUAUGCUUUUAUCGAAUUUGAAAAAAAAGAAGACUGUUUAAAUGCUUAUUUCGAAAUGGAUAAUGUUAUUAUUGAUGAUAGAAGAAUACAUGUGGAUUUUUGUCAGUCGUUAUCAAAAUAUAAAGGAGAAAUUAAAAAUUGGAAAAUUGAAAAUGAAGCUGUCCUGGAAAAUAUAAAAAAAAGAAAUUUGGAUCAAGAAAGCACGAAAAAGAAGGAGAAAAGUGACGAAGAGAAUGGUGAUCCAAAUGAUGAGGGAGAUGGUAUUCGCGUGUUUAAAUAUGAAAGUGAUAAUAGUGCAAAAGAAUAUGAAACCAAUUCAAAUAAAGAAGGAAAAAAAGAUAACCAUUAUGAUAGCCCCAACAACAAUGAUAAUGGUAGUAACAAGAAUGAUUAUGAUAAUAAUAACAGAAGAUAUAACCCCACAAAAUAUUAUAAAGAGAGUUAUAAUAAUUACUCAAGUCAACAACCGUAUAGAAAAUAUCCCUAUAAAUACAGAUAUAAUAAUAAUUACAAUACUCCCUAUGAAAAAAAUUUUUAUUAUCGAAAAUAUUAUAACAAUAAUUAUUUUGAUAAAUAUAAUUAUUAUGAUAAAGUAAGAAAAAAUGGUGUCUUUAAUAAACGAAAUUAUUCACCAAGGGAUGCAGAACGCAGAAAUGAUGAUUACAUUAAUCGAUACAGUAAAUACAAAAGAGAACGUAGUUAUUCUCGUGCAAAUUCACCCAAAAAAGGAUUAGAUACGGGAGAUCAAGGAAAAAAUGAAAAUAGAGAAUAUAGUAGCAAAUCAAUUGAAAAGUCCCCAGGAGAAGGCAAAAAUGAUGAGCAUCAUGCUCGUGGUAGCCAUGAAGAAGAAGGAUAUUCAAAUGAUAAUAAUGCAAAUGAGAAAAAGGGGAAAGAAAAAGGGGAAGGUGAUGAUGGUGCUUCUGGACAUGACAGACAUAAUGAUAAUAACAAAUGUGAAAAUGAAAAAGGAGAUGGAAAUGUAGAACGUUAUUCUAAUUAUAACUAUAAAACACAGAAAAAAUCAAAUAGAUCACCUUCGUAUUCUGUACGAAGUGAUGAUAAAGAAGAAAACAGGGAAUACAUGAAACAUGAUGGAUAUAAUAAAAAUUAUUAUUAUGAUAAAAAACGCAAAUAUGGAGAUUAUAGUGGUGUGGACGAUUAUGAACAGAGAGGUGCUAAUGAUUAUGGGUAUUACAAAGGAUCUUACAAUAAAAGACUGAAAAGAUAUCCCAGUAGUGAAGACAUUGGAAGGUACGAUAGGGGUUAUCUAAAGUAUUAUGACAGAUAUGAUAAACAAUAUUAUCCAAAGCAUGAUCGUAAUAAUUUCUACGAUGUGAAUAAGAAAUAUUACGACACCGAUAAGAAAUAUUACGACACCGAUAAGAAAUAUUACGACACUGAUAAGAAAUAUUACGACACCGAUAAGAAAUAUUACGACACCGAUAAGAAAUAUUACGACACCGAUAAGAAAUAUUACGACACUGAUAAGAAAUAUUACGACACUGAUAAGAAAUAUUACGACACCGAUAAGAAAUAUUACGACACUGAUAAGAAAUAUUACGAAACGGAUAAGAAAUAUUACGAAACGGAUAAGAAAUAUUACGACACUGAUAAGAAAUAUUACGAAACGGAUAAGAAAUAUUACGACACUGAUAAGAAAUAUUACGAAACGGAUAAGAAAUAUUACGACACUGAUAAGAAAUCAUAUAAAUAUAAAAAUGAUGAAUACAAAACGCACAAUAGAGAAAAUUCAUAUGAUAAGUACGAUGAGAAAAAAAAAACAUACACAAAGAGAAGCGGGUCAUACGAUUACAAGGGAGAUAAGAAAAAAUACAGUGAUAAAAACGGGGAUUAUUAUAAUAAAACAAAAUAUAGCAAAUAUGAUUCUCAUGAAAGGGAUGAUAAUAAGAAGUAUAAUAAGGAUCAUAAAGCAUACAGUAGCACCUACAAAGAGGAAAAGAAUUCUGGAAAAUAUAAAGAAAAAACUUACGAUCGUGAGGAUGACGAAGAAAAUACUUUAAAAUCGUCCAAAUAUUAUAAUAAGAAGGAAGAUAAAAAGUGGAACGAUAAACGAGAUGACAAACGUGAUGAUAGAAAUUAUUAUAAAGAUACCAAGUCACGACAAAAAGAUGAUUACAAAUAUGAUGACCUAGACAAAAGUAAGCGUGAUAAAUUGCAUGAUCGAAAAAAUAAAGCAUAUGAUAGUAGGGAUCGGGUAAAUGACAAAAAAAGCAGUAACUACUCAAAAAGUAAAAAGGGAAAACAUUCGGAUGGAAAAAAAGACGAUGAUUAUGACACACCUCCCAGUACUCGAAGAGAUAAAAAAAACAAAGAUACCAAAAAACGUAAGUCAAAAUCUUUUUCUGAUGUAAGUAAUAACAGCUCAAGUAAAUAUGUUUCCAAAAGCAAAAAGCAAAAAAAGGAAAAGUAUUCAUCUAAAGAUAAAAAAAAGGACAAGAAAAAGAAAAAUUAUGAUGAAGAUUACGAAAAAUAUGAUAACGCCGCUAGAAAUUCAAAAAAUUCCUAUUCAAAUAAAAAGGAUGAUAAAAACAAUUCCUACGAUUCUAAAUCACAAUCGGCUAAUUCAUCUUAUUAA
Molecule: messenger RNA, 3486 nt
Organism: Plasmodium gonderi
Lineage: Eukaryota; Apicomplexa; Aconoidasida; Haemosporida; Plasmodiidae
Exons: 1
Coding region: 1-3486 (1161 amino acids)
Cellular component (GO): nucleus
Molecular function (GO): RNA binding
Source: RefSeq, a predicted model, not a curated record